AUGGAUACCUCUUGUUACACUUGUCGCCGCAGGCGUAUCGAAUGCGAAAUGACGGAGCCUCCUUGCAAAAAAUGUCAAAAGGCUGGACUGGAAUGUUUCCAGAAACGACCUUUCCGAUGGGUCCAGGGUGCAGCCUUUCGGAGUAAGAAGAAAGUUUCUUCGGUCAAGGAUGCAUCCGUUUCUGUUACGAAGUUCAACCUAGACUCGACAAGGAGAGAUGGUUCAACCAAUGCCAAGUCAAAAGCCAAUGAUGAUGCUUCAUUGGAGUAUGGCGAGGAUACCCCUGGACCUCGUAGUCUUGGUGUCGACAAUGUACUAGUAAAUCCGGAUGACCCCUACGCUUCAAGCCUAGACAAGGUUUCUAAAUACUACUUAUACUAUUAUAGCAAAUGCGUAUGCAAGCUGUUCGUUAUGUAUGACAGCAAGAGGAACCCUUUAAGAAAUCUAAUACCCGCUGCCUUGGGUGAUUCAAUCUUAUUGACGUCUAUCAUCGCACUCUCGGCGCGUCAUAUGGCUAAUGGAGGUCAAUCAUUCUAUGAACUUGGAACAUCAACCCUUCCGGCAUUAUCUGACGCACACCACAAUGCUCUUUGGUUCAAAUACAAAGCUAUACAAGAGAUAUCGCAUGCUUUGAGCGAUGAGAAAUUAGACACACAUGAUAUAGUAAUGGCCAGCGCAUUUCUAUUAAUUUUUCUGGACCUCUUGGAGUCUGGAAGCGACAAGUGGAACGUUCACCUAGAAGGCGUCAAGACACUGAUUACUCAGAUUCAACCCAUGGGGUCAGGGACAGGCACCGAGCAGGGUCUUGGGGGGACUGUGGAAGAAAUGCGUAAUUUUAUUAUAAGACAGAUCUAUUUAAUUGACACACUCGGGGCAACAUACACGCGUCCCCGGCUGUUAUCUAACACGACCUCUCUACAGGAGCCAACAACACCCCUCCAAAUGAGUCUUGAUAAAUCCUAUUUAGGUUGUCCUGAGUUUCUUUUAGAUGCUUUGCGGUCAUUUUCAAUCUUUAGGGACAUGCUUGCAGGUUCACAUCCCCUCGAAGAGGAUAGCUUGCAAUCAUAUAUUGAGAAUAUCAGCAUAGUACUUAACCUAACACAAGACUUUGACUGCCGGGCCUGGGCAUCGAACCUACCACAACUAGACACUCAUUCGACACAUGAUACUAACAUGCUGUCAACGUUGGCAGAGGCAUAUAAAGCUGGCACACUCAUAUACGGUAGACGCGUUUCAGAUGCUCUUGUCGGAGAAAUGACACCCCUCGAUAACUUGGUGGGUGAAUUGAUUGCUAUCAUCGAGGUCAUGAGGUGCGACGAGGCCCUAUUCAAAUGUAUACUCUGGCCUAUGUUUGUUGCGGGCUUAGAAUCCCAGCAACAAGACCAGCGAGACUUCGUCGUCAGUUGUCUGGAGAAAUUCUGGUUCGAGACAAAAUGCAUCAAUGUGGUUAACGCUGCAAAUAUCUUGAGAAGGUUCUGGAAGAUGGGUGAUACCCAACAGACAUUGUCUUCGCAGUGGAUAUUCAAUAUCGGGCAGUUGGGACGCGACUGGCUUCUUAUAUAG
Molecule: messenger RNA, 1563 nt
Organism: Aspergillus pseudotamarii
Lineage: Eukaryota; Fungi; Ascomycota; Eurotiomycetes; Eurotiales; Aspergillaceae
Exons: 4
Coding region: 1-1563 (520 amino acids)
Biological process (GO): positive regulation of transcription by RNA polymerase II
Cellular component (GO): nucleus
Molecular function (GO): zinc ion binding; DNA-binding transcription factor activity, RNA polymerase II-specific; transcription cis-regulatory region binding
Source: RefSeq, a predicted model, not a curated record